Molecule: messenger RNA, 738 nt
Organism: Emericellopsis cladophorae
Lineage: Eukaryota; Fungi; Ascomycota; Sordariomycetes; Hypocreales; Bionectriaceae
Product: 20S proteasome subunit alpha 5
Exons: 3
Coding region: 1-738 (245 amino acids)
Biological process (GO): proteasome-mediated ubiquitin-dependent protein catabolic process
Cellular component (GO): nucleus; proteasome core complex; proteasome core complex, alpha-subunit complex
Source: RefSeq, a predicted model, not a curated record
AUGUUUAUGGCCAGGUCAGAAUAUGAUCGGGGUAUCAACACCUUCUCCCCAGAAGGCCGUCUCUUCCAGGUCGAAUACUCCCUAGAGGCUAUCAAGCUUGGCUCGACGGCGAUCGGCGUCGCCACAUCCGAGGGAGUGAUCCUGGGCGUCGAGAAGCGUGUCACCUCCACCUUGCUCGAAACCUCCUCUGUCGAGAAGAUUGUCGAGAUUGACCGCCACAUUGGCUGCGCCAUGUCCGGCCUCCAGGCUGACGCCCGCUCGAUGGUCGAGCACGCCCGCGUCGAGUGCCAGAGCCACUCGUUCAACUACAACGAGCCCUUGGGCGUGGAGAGCACGACCCAGGCCAUCUGCGACUUGGCCCUGCGAUUCGGCGAGGGUGCCGACGGCGAGGAGACGAUUAUGAGCAGACCGUUUGGUGUCGCUCUGCUCAUUGCCGGCCACGACGAGAACGGGCCUCAGCUGUUCCAUGCUGAGCCAAGUGGGACAUUCUAUCGCUACGAUGCCAAAGCUAUUGGCUCUGGAUCGGAGGGUGCACAGGCGGAGCUGCAGAACGAAUACCACAAGUCCCUUACCCUCGAGGAUGCUGAGACCCUGGUCCUCAAAACCCUGAAGCAGGUUAUGGAGGAAAAGCUCGACCACAAAAACGUACAGCUGGCAAGCGUCACCAAGGACAAGGGCUUCAGGAUAUACACAGAUGAGGAGAUGGCUGAGGUUGUGGAGCGGCUACCCGCCAAUUGA